AUGUCAGUUAAACAUUCUAUUCUUAUUCUACUGGUCCUGAGCCUACUAAGGCCUGGAACUUCCGUUACUAGGAAAAGAACACGUAGAAGAGCUCUAAUUCCAGACCAAAAUCCAGAAUUGUCUACAGAUGACGAAUCUGAAGUUUCAGAAGUUGAACGACGCGUUCCUCCCAGACGUGCAAAAUCCAUUUCUCUCAAACUUUCCAGCCCUGAAAAUUUAAAAUCCAACGAGUUUGAAGUUUCAAAUAGUGAACCACCUGAGAAUUUACAUACCGAAUCAUUAGAGAAUUUACAUACCAAACCCUUUGAUAAUUUACAGAGUAAAGAGUUUGACGAUUUAUUGAAUAAAAAGUUAGAGGGCUUAAAGUAUGAAGAAUCGGAGGCUUCAGUGAUUAAGGAACCAGAACCUUCAACGAGUAGGGAACCAGAACCUUCAGUAAUUAAGGAGUCAGAAAGUGUGGAGAUUGAGGAACCAAAACCUUCAGUAAGAAGGGAGGCGGAGCCUCUAAAGUAUAGUCAGACUUCGGUGAAGUUUGACCGUGUGACUGAGAUGAUGUCAGAGCAUUUAUCAAAGAGUGGCGUGGAUUCAAAGAAGUUUUGCAAAUAUGAUUGGCACAACUGCACGAAAUUUAUCGAAGCUUACACCAGAAGAUGUUUAGCGGGAGACUGUUACACUCUGGACAAUGUUCCAGUGGUAGAUUUGCAGGACGGUUUAAAGGUUCAUCUUCCGUUUUUGAACCAGUAUGCCUUUGCUAUGGCUCUUUUCGAGGAUUCAGGAGCCUGGCAAAAGAGUAAAUUCUAUAACAUUUUCGGUAAAAUUAAGAACAAAAUAUACGGCAGUGAUGAGCGGACAAUUGAGUCCUUUAAUAAUAAAAUAACGCGGAUUAGCUUUAGGAACAUGGACUUUGGUGGAGACUUUAAUCGCAUGAUUCUAACUGAGGUUUUGUACAAGGCUUCGCUUCACUAUUUGGCAUAUUUGUCUGAGAGCUCCCUGGCCAAAUAUAUGAAUAAAUGGAAAUUUAUGCGCUUCUUCUUUAGGCUAAAGCAGACCAGUUGGCUUACUGGGGCAGCAAAAAACAUAGCAAAAUCAAAAACUCUUGAAAUGGGAAUGCGUGACCUACAACUGGUAAUCGAUUCUUACCUGUUAUAUCUCAAUGUUUCUGGUGUGGUAGAGCCUGAACGGUUGACCAUUUCAUACUCUAAACUGGUGAAACACUCAAUAAUGAAAGUUCUGGGCACUAAAGUUGUUAGCGCUUUAAUGUCAGAUUAUAUACUAACAAUGCCUCCAAUGCUUAACGAUUUCUGUAAAACCUCAGAUGAUAAAAAUGAGAAGCAAAAUACUGUUCCAUUUACUCCAGUUCACUGCAGGAAAAUGGUAUCAGACUACUUGGAAAGGUGUCAGGACGGUGACUGUAUUACUCUGGAUACCCGAACGUUACUGGAUGGAAAGGAUUACUUGAAUGUAAAUCUUCCAGAUUUGGACCAGUUGAAUGCGGCUGUGACAAUCUUUGUAAAUUCCAGAGCGCACAAAAAAGCAAUUCUCGACUUCAUUUUCAGGCGUAAAAAUAGAAUAAACCAAAGCCAAUUUGUGAAUAAACUAUACACUGAGAAUCUAAAGGAAACUAAAUUUAAUAACAGAGACCAUGAAGUGCUGGGCAGAUAUCUCUACUAUGACACACUUUACUUUAAAAUCCGAAGCCUAAAGAACAGAAUUAGGUUAUUUUUCAGUAAGAAAAUUGAAACUGAGCUUAAAAAUUUCCUUCAACCCUUGGUUAAAAUUACGCCUGUGAGGAUUAACAAGGUUAAAAUAAGCUUAAUAUUCGUGGCAUACAGAAACUACUUGUUCGAAAAUAACUUCGCAAAGGACAGAGACAAGCUUAUCAACUUUGUACAAAUCUGUCACGAGGUUUUGUCGUCAUUUACUGACCUCAUGAACCUGGUAGGAGGUAAGAAAAAGGAGAAAGCAAAGCAUUUGGAGCCUGAGGAGGAAGAGUUAGAAAAGUCAAAUUUUGACUAUGAACUGGAGAAUAAACUAAUCCAUGAUAAAGAGGAACCCUUAGUUUCAACUAAAUCGCAUAAAAAACAUGUAAACUUAGAGAAUACUGUUGAAAAUAUGGAAGAAGUAUAUUGA
Molecule: messenger RNA, 2130 nt
Organism: Theileria parva strain Muguga
Lineage: Eukaryota; Apicomplexa; Aconoidasida; Piroplasmida; Theileriidae
Product: Rhoptry-associated protein 1 (RAP-1) family protein
Exons: 1
Coding region: 1-2130 (709 amino acids)
Source: RefSeq, a predicted model, not a curated record